AAGUUUUCUUUGAAUUUUCUUCCCCUAAACUCACUUGCAACCGGCGCAUGCGCAAGUCUCGCAUAGCAUUAGGAUUUCCAUUCGCCGCUAAAUACCGAAGUCUUCCAUCAGUAUUUGCUCUGUGAGGUCUCGCUCGAAUGGAGAGGGAGCAACUCAGAGGCGUGGUGAUCAUCUCCCUCCCUCCUCCCGGCGAUCCAAACAAGGGAAAGACCAUAACCGCCUUCACCAUCUCCGACAACCACGACCACCUCCAGCAGCAGCUGGGGGCGGCGACGACGGUAUCGCCAUCUGCGGCAUCACAGUCGGCGGCGGCAGUUCAGACAUCUCUCCUUCCUCUUAGGGCCAAGAGGGCCAUUGCAGCAGUGCUCGGUCUCUCCCUUCUCCUUCUCUCCCUUUGGGCCUGCCUCUUUUCUGAACUCCCCGUACAGCUUCUCCAAGGGCAGGAGGAGGACGGACGCUCCCGCUACUCCUCUAUCUUGCUUCCCCUCUAUUCCAAGUCUAGAGCUCAUGAAACUGCUGGCGGUGGAGGGCCUUCUCCUUCUCUGUUUGCCGGUGUGAAGCUGGCUAAGGUUUCUGUCACAAAUUCAUCGUCUGUGAUUCCCAUCCGAGGCAAUCUUCUCCCCGAUGGACAGUACUAUACAUCUGUAUUUGUUGGGAAUCCUCCGAGACCCUAUUUCCUUGAUGUUGAUACUGGCAGUGAUUUAACAUGGAUUCAAUGUGACGCUCCUUGUGUUAGCUGCACUAAGGGACCUCAUCCAUGGUACAGACCAGUAAAAAAUAAAAUAGUUCAACCGGAGGAUUAUUUAUGUCAAGAAAUUCAACAAACUCAGAGCCAUUGGUCUUGUGAUUCAUGUCAGCAAUGCGACUAUGAGGUAGAAUAUGCAGAUCACAGCUCCUCCAUGGGAGUUUUAACAAGGGAUGAAAUGCAGCUAAUGAUGUCAAAUGGUGACAAAGCUAAAGUGAAUUUUGUUUUUGGGUGUGCAUACGAUCAACGAGGCCGGUUCUUGAAUUCUCCGGUGAAAACUGAUGGGAUCCUUGGACUGAGUAGUGCCAAAGUUAGUCUCAAUUCUCAACUGGCAAGUCAAGGGAUCACCAAUAAUGUUGUUGGACAUUGUAUUAGUGGUGGAACUGAAGGUGGUGGAUAUAUGUUCUUUGGAAAUGACUUUGUACCUCGGUGGGGUAUGACUUGGGUUCCCACUAAAAAUGGUCUCACGAAUUUUUAUGGUACUCAGGUUCGGGGAGUUGUCUACGGGAGCAAACAAAUCAGUGUGGGAGAGAAGGGUGGGAAUGCAUAUCUUACAGUUUUUGACUCAGGCAGCACUUACUCGUUCUUUCCGCAUGAAAUAUAUUCCAAUCUUAUUAACUCCUUAGAUUAUCACUCUUAUGGUCUCAUACCAGAUAGCUCAGACCCGUUGCUGCCUGUAUGUUGGCGAGAUAGCUCUCCAAGAUCCAUCGCAGAUGUGAAACAAUUUUUUGAGCCCAUAAUCCUGCAUUUUGGGAAAAGAUGGAAAUUUCUGCCAACAACCUUAACUAUUCUGCCUGAAGAUUAUCUGAUAAUCAAUAAUAAAGGAAGUAUUUGCCUGGGCAUACUUGAUGGCAGUGAAGUGCUUGAUGGAGGAACUAUCAUCUUGGGAGAUAUCUGGCAUCGUGGUAGAUUGGUUGUAUAUGAUAAUGUGCUGCUGAGGAUCGGAUGGGCUCAAUCUGACUGUGUCAAGCCUCAGAAACCCAGGGACUUCCCUUUCCUUUUCUAAUACCCAUAAAACAAUUUCAAAAUCACUCAAGUGGGCCCCACGCUGGUUUUCUGCCAAAAUGCUGCUUGAAAUACUUAAUUUUUGAUGCACCACCAUUUUCUUUAUCCUAAGGCAGGCCUGUACUAUUUCUGUACUGUUCAUAACCUGUUUCUACUCUGCAGCUGAAUAAAUAUAUGCAGGAUAUUAUCUCCUGCAACGCCAGAGAUAUCUACAGAUUCUGGCAAAGCAAUAUUAAUUGAUAAUUAUUAAUAUACAUUUUAUUAUGAUUAUGCAUUCAUCUGUAUCUUAUUUUUCUGCGCCAGAUUAUUGCGCAGACGGCACAUGCAUCGCGCGUGCGCCGUCCAAUGAAUUUUUAUUUUAAAUUAAAAAAAAAAGUUUAAAAGUGAGCUCACUGACAUACAUUUUUUGGUAAAGGGGAAGUUUUUAUUGGCCCACCGCACGUAUCUCUACGUGCGGUGGGCG
Phalaenopsis equestris is the source of this 2213-nucleotide messenger RNA. Its product is annotated as aspartyl protease APCB1. The coding region runs from base 138 to 1751 and encodes 537 amino acids. The record is from RefSeq and is a predicted model, not a curated record. Gene Ontology annotation, molecular function: aspartic-type endopeptidase activity. NCBI's taxonomy places the organism in Eukaryota, Viridiplantae, Streptophyta, Magnoliopsida, Asparagales, Orchidaceae. Gene Ontology annotation, biological process: proteolysis. The transcript is spliced from 10 exons.